Messenger RNA from Clarias gariepinus (North African catfish), 4433 nucleotides. RefSeq names its product phosphofurin acidic cluster sorting protein 1a (gene pacs1a). NCBI's taxonomy places the organism in Eukaryota, Metazoa, Chordata, Actinopteri, Siluriformes, Clariidae. The transcript is spliced from 23 exons. Bases 229 to 3003 code for a protein of 924 amino acids. Gene Ontology annotation, molecular function: transmembrane transporter binding. Gene Ontology annotation, biological process: protein localization to plasma membrane. The record is from RefSeq and is a predicted model, not a curated record.
CCUUCCUGCUCAAAACAGCUUGACUUGUCAAAGCCUGGAGCAGGCUGUCCGCGGGAAUGCAGCGUGUUGAGUGGAAGUAGAACAUGAGCGUUGUUGCUGGUGGCAGGGACACGCACGUCGUGACACGCGCAACGCUUUUCUUUCUCUCUCUCGCAAGAUGCGGGUAACUGAGAGCGAAGCUUGAUCGAGAAGACUUGUACUGCGGUUCUCCCCCCGUACACAGUCAGCAUGUCGGAGCGAGGAGGAGUUCAGCGAGCGGGAGUCGCGUCUCCGCACCUGCAGCCCUUCAAGUCGGUCAGCAUCCCAUCAAAUCGCCCGGUGCAGAUGAACCUGUUUGCGACGUGGGAGAUCGACCGCUCCUCUCCCAGCUGCGUGCCAAGACUCCUCAGUUUAACUCUUAAGAAACUGGUGAUGUUAAAGGACCUUGACCGAGACCUUACAUCAGUAGUCAUUGCAGUCAAACUUCAGGGCUCAAAGCGAAUCCUGCGCUCUAAUGAAAUCCUCCUGCCAUCUCCUGGGCUCACCGAGACAGAUUUACAGCUCACUUUCUCCCUUCAGUAUCCACAUUUUUUGAAGAGAGAUGCGAAUAGGCUGCAGAUCAUGCUCCAACGUAGAAAAAGGUACAAGAACCGUACAAUCCUGGGAUACAAGACACUAGCACUUGGCCUGAUUAAUAUGGCAGAGGUGAUGCAGCAUCCCACUGAAGGUGCUCAGGUGUUGCGUCUGCAUACUAAAAUAAAGGAGGUGGCGGUACCCGUGGCUGAGAUCAGGGUCUACUCGAUGUCUAGUCAACCUGUAGACCCAGAAGGACCAAAGGCCAAACUGUCUGAUCGAUCCCCUGACAUUGAUAACUACUCUGAGGAGGAGGAAGAGAGCUAUUCGUCUGAGCAGGACGGCAGUGAUGAUCCAUUACACCAGUAUCUUUAUGACGAUGAAGAUGAAGUAAGGAAGAAGAAACCCCGCCGUAAACUCACCUCUGCUGCCUCCAUUACAAGAGCUAAUCAGCCUAACAUCAAGCAGAAAUUUGUGGCACUGCUGAAAAGGUUCAAAGUUUCUGAUGAGGUAGGAUUUGGCCUGGACCACGUGUCCCAGGAGCAGAUCCGUGAUGUGGAGGAAGACCUGGAUGAGCUCUACAACAGUCUGGAGAUAUACAACCCCAGUGACAGUGGACCAGACAUGGAGGAGACAGACAGCGUCCUUAGCAUGCCCAAGCCCAAACUCCCGCCAUUCUUCGAAGCUAUGUCUCAGUCCAGCUCUCACAAUGAGUUUGGCAGUCUAAGCAGCAGACGUUCUCUAAGCAGAGACACACUUAGUGCUCAGCAGGGGGAACAGACUGCAUCGAGUAAAAUUCAGCGCUCCAGUAGUGCACACCUGGAUGAUGCCUUCUCCGAGACAGAGACAGUGGAGCUGAAUGAGGUGGAGGUUUUGAGCGAUGGAACUCCAAGCAUCACGGUUUCUGUGGCAGAGAGACCACGAACCCCACAGAGGAGCAGCAGCCAAACCAUGCCCUCCCCAAGGCUGGAUGGUGGUCAUACUCCUAAGCAUAAGCGAGGGACUCCUUUGAAAGAGAGGCAGCUGUCUAAACCUCUUAGCGAACGGACAAACAGCUCAGACAGUGAGCGCUCACCUGAGCUCAGCCUCACUCCGCAGAUGCCGAGGAAGAUUGUGUAUGACCAGCUAAACCAGAUCUUGGUGUCGGACACGACCCUGCCUGACAGCCUCAUCCUCAUUAACAGCAGUGACUGGCAAGGACAGUAUGUGUCAGACUCCCUGCAGGCACAGAAGCAUCCAGUGGUGUGUACCUGCUCAGUGUCUGAGAUUCAGGCCGUGCUCUCAGCUCUGCUUACUCGCAUUCAGAAGUUCUGUAACUGUAACUCUGUCACACCUAAACCUGUGAAAGUGGUGGCUGUGGGAGGACAGAACUACCUGGGAGCCAUCUUGCGCUUCUUUGUGUCUCAGCUAGCCAACAAGACGUCUGACUGGCUGGGGCAUUUAAGGUUUCUCGUGGUACCACUAGGUUCUCACCCUGUAGCUAAGUACCUUGGAUCACUAGACAACCGUUACCGUUCGGUUUUCCUCGACAGUACGUGGCGGGAGUUCUUCAGUCGGACAGAUCCUCCUCAACCCGGUACAUACCUGCCGUUAGUGCUACUCUUUCAGACGUCAGACUGCAGUUUGUUUACGUUGCGUUUGUGUUCAGGUUUAUCGUCUGCAGAGUGUGUGGACGUAGCUGGACGCAUCGGUCAGUACAUUGACGGAGCUACAGUUACUUAUCAGCUACCUAUUGCUGAGGCUAUGCUCACCUGCAAGCACAAAAUGCAAGAUGAUGAUUCCUAUCAAAAUUUUGUCCCCUUCGUGGGUGUGGUUAAAGUCGGUUUGAUCGAGCCCAUGUUUGGAUUGGCAGUUGGCGACUGCGAGGAGGGAAUCUCUUUAAGUCUAAUAGUUCCUUCAACUUCUCCUCCUGCUCAUGCAAUGUCUGCUGGGAUGAUGAAAGAAUCUGCCACUCCUCCCCCUUCACCAUCUCUCAGUGGUGUUCAUGGAAGUCCCAGCAUGUCUCACGGAACAGACGCCAUAGGGCUGCAGGUGGAUUACUGGGUGGUUGAAAAGCGUAAAGACGGUGAGAGGAGAGACACCAAGAAUACCCUGAAGAGUGCUUUCAGAUCCUUACAGGUCAGCCGGCUCCCCAGCUCCAACAUUGCAGAGCUCCAGCCCAGCUCCUGCACCAUGGCCAUGACUGUGGUCACCAAGGAGAAGAACAAGAAAGUCCCUACUAUUUUUCUGGGAAAGAAACCAAAGGAGAGGGACAUGGAGCCUAAGAGCCAGGUGAUAGAGGGGAUCACCAGACUCAUCUGUUCUGCUAAGCAUCAGCAAACAAGUCUUAGAGUGUCUGUUGAUGGGAUGGAGUGGAACGAUGUAAAGUUCUUCCAGCUGGCAUCCCAGUGGCCCACUCAUGUGAAAUAUCUGCCAGUUGGUCUGUUCAGCUGCAGUAAAACUGCCUCCUAGUGGCGUUUCAUCUGAACCAAACCACUUCCAAAUGCUCUUCCAGGCUAUAUCUAAGGACAGUUGAUUUAUUUUAUUUUUUUUCCUUUUGGAUGUUGGUGUGUGUGUACACAACCAUCUGAAUGGUGUGUUAAGGAAAAGCGAUACUAGCAUUCUGAGACCAGGAAUGGAUCUCCUCCAAAGGUAGAGAGAGGAUCUGUUAUUCUUGUGUGCUGUUAUUUUCUGCUGUGCUGUGCAGUUAAUAAUGCAAUAACCUCCAUAUACUGCAUUGGUUGUGCAAGUGUUUGGUCACAUUUAAAUAUUUGUGAUUUGAAACUAUAUGGUUUGCAUUCGUUCUCAGAUUUAGUGAUCAUGCUCUGGCAUUUGUGGUUAUUUUAUAUGAAAAGUAUAUUUGAGUAUAGUCGAGAUCUAUAUAAUAUAAGAGCAGUUUUGCAAUAUUAUACACUACCUACUAAAAAAGAAGUCACACAUGCUAAUAUUUUAUUGAACCCCCCUUUAGUUUAAUUUGUGCUCCGCGAUGCUGUGGGCAGUUCAUGUGUAAAGAUGAUUUAUCAUGCUCCCCGAACCACUCUAUUACAAUACGAGUCCUGUAAUAUGCCUGUUCCAUCAGGACAGAAAAAAAGGGAUAAUCUGGUCAUUCAGUACAUUCCGGUCGUCAGCUGACUUCAUUUUGUACCACGUAACAUUUCUAGUCUACUGAGAGAACAUGUGAACUCCACACACACAGAUUUCAAACCCUCAGCCAUGUAGGUGUGAACUGACCGUGCUAACAAAAUUAGAAUAAAUAAAAUAGACCAUUGCAAAAAGUGACUUUUAUUUUGGCCAGAUAUUUGACGUUUCUAAUAUAUUUUGUAAAAAAAAAAAAUGGGCAAAAAGUAUUUUAUCACACUCUAGUAUUGUAUGUUUAAAAAUAGGCGCUAAGUCAUUAUAUUUUGCAUAUAACUGUGUAAAAGAACAAACGAUAUGAAGAUAUCACUUGUGUACGGUGUAAAUUAACCCUGUGACCUUUCAGGAUGCUCGGACCUGACUACUGACCUUUACUUCAUUCUUCACAUUUCAUUCCUACUGUGACGUUGAUAUCGAUGUUUUUUUUUUUUGUUUGUUUUUUAAAGCUCUGAAUGUAAAAGGUCAUCAGUGUGUAGCCUACCUCCCUUAUCAUGUUGUAAAUGUGAUGAUGCAGAAAGGUUAAAGAUGAAGCCUACAGAACGCAUCACUAAGUUACAUUCAGGUGUCAAACAAUGUGUAGUGAACCCUUGUUGCCUUUGAUAUGUGUAUAUUGUUGUAUGCAAAUAGAUAUUUUUGCAUGCAGUCAUUUUGUAACGUUCUGGUGAAAUGGUUGGUAUAUAUUCACAAGUCGAGUAUUUUUGUUUUUUAAUUCUUUUUUCACGUUUAGACCAAUCAUGUGCACUGGUAAUAAAUGCAUCCUAGCUGGC